Messenger RNA from Rotaria socialis, 1128 nucleotides. Lineage: Eukaryota; Metazoa; Rotifera; Eurotatoria; Philodinida; Philodinidae. The record is from the annotation of a GenBank genome assembly.
AUGCCAUAUCCAGAUGGUAUAGCUUUUGUUCAUGGACUCGAUUUAAGUGAACGAUUCUUUUUCGAUAUUGUAAAACCAUUACUCGAUCAAUAUUAUCCUUUACUUCAAUAUACGGCUUGUUGUCUAGGGCCUGGCUCUGAUGUACUACGUUUUGAUUCAAUUCAAUCUCGUGAUCAUGACUGGGGACCAAAAUUUGAUCUAUUCGUUGAAAAUGAAGAGAAUAUCGAUGAAUUAAAUUCUUUUUUUAAUAAAAAUCUUCGAAAAAAAACUGUUUGUGGCUAUUCAACACAAUUUCAACCAUAUCUUGAAGAGAAUGGACGAAUCACACUAAUAAAUACAUCAAAUGAUCAAGAAAAUACAUGUCAUGGUAUUCGUAUAAUAACAAUGAAACAAUUUUUUAUUGAAUAUCUCAAUUGGGCAAUUGAUAAUGGCGAACCAACACUUGAAGAUUGGUUAACAUUUCCUAGUCAACAUCUAUUAACUAUAGCUCGAGGUCGGGUCUUUCAUCAUUCAGACAAUAUGAAUAUUGAACAUAUUCGAUCUCGACUGGCUUACUAUCCAAAUGAUAUUUUGCUUUAUUUAAUGGGUUGUUGUUGGCAACGUAUUGGACAAGAAGAACAUUUAAUGGGUCGUGCUGGGCAAGCAAAUGAUGAGCUUGGUUCUUCAUUAAUUGCAAAUCGACUUAUACGUGAUAUAAUGCGUCUUAUUUUUCUUUUAGAAAAACAAUUUUUUCCUUAUCCAAAAUGGUUUGGAACAGGAUUUCGACAACUAACAACAUAUGGUUCUGAUUUUGAAUCAAUACUUCGACAAGUUCAAUUAGCAAAUACAUGGCAACAACGUGAAUAUCAUCUAAGUAUAGUUUAUCAGCAUUUGGCAAAUAUUACGAAAGAAAGAUUAUUUAAUAAAAUAGAAAAUCCAAAAGACACAAUCACUACGGAAAUCUCUCAAUUUCAUAAUAGACCAUUUCAAGUAAUUAAUGGCGGAUCUAUUGCCGAUGUUAUUUUUAAUCAAAUAGAAAAUAAUCAUAUUCGACAACUUCCAAAAAUCGGUAGUAUUGAUCUAUUUGCGGAUAGUACAGAUGUUAUGGUUACAGAAUUACGUUUAAAAAUGAAAAAGAUUUUUGAAUGA